Hyalella azteca is the source of this 1851-nucleotide messenger RNA. It is a transcript of the gene Ctu2, whose product is annotated as cytoplasmic tRNA 2-thiolation protein 2. Gene Ontology annotation, biological process: tRNA wobble position uridine thiolation. The record is from RefSeq and is a predicted model, not a curated record. Gene Ontology annotation, molecular function: tRNA binding; sulfurtransferase activity. The transcript is spliced from 9 exons. Gene Ontology annotation, cellular component: cytosol. Bases 153 to 1850 code for a protein of 565 amino acids. NCBI's taxonomy places the organism in Eukaryota, Metazoa, Arthropoda, Malacostraca, Amphipoda, Hyalellidae.
GGAUCUCAGUUUUUGUUACUGUGUUCUAAUAAUGUAAUAUCAGCUGAUUAGUUGUGACGCGUGACUUCGAGCGGGGUGAGCGUGCUCGGCGCUUGGGUGUUUCUCAAUUUUAUUCGUCAACCUCAUUUUGUUGACUGUUAUUAAUUCGCGUUAUGUGCAGUGUUUUUGAUGGAGAUGGAAUACAAGAACUGGCUGCAGUUACUACUGAGAUUUUGUUGGGGUCAAAUUCUGUUUGCCGAAAGUGUCAUUUGCAGCCGGUAGAGGUCAUUCUCCACAAAACUGAUCCAUAUUGCAAAAAAUGUUUCUUAGCAUUUGCAACCCACAAAUUCCGAUCUUGCAUUGGCAAGCACAAACUCCUCCCUGCUGGAUGUCCCAUGGUGGUUGGGGUCAGUGGGGGACCUUCUUCCUCUGCUCUUCUCCACUUCAUUCAUCAGGGCAUAACUCUGACGAGCUUAAAAAAGUUGCGAAUUGAUCCCAUUUUCCUUCACAUUGAUGAACAUUGUUCUCCUUUUUCAAUGCAUGAGGCUGAUGGUAUUGAUGUGGCUGAGAGAGCCUGUCGAGCUGUUACCAAGCUGGGACUCAAGUGUUAUUACACAACACUAGAGACUAUCCUUGCAGAGAAACCUGUUACACCCCUACCAUUCCUUCAGGGCAGCAGCUGUGCACAGCUUCGUGACCGUCUUACAACACCUUUACUGCGGACCAAGAUGCAGUGUUUAUUGCAGUCCUGUGGAUCAUUGACGGCUCAGGAGAGUGUGUGGCAGACUCUGCUGCAGCGCUGCCUGGUAUCAGCAUGUGCUAGUCUCGAUCAUUCGCGCCUCAUGCUCGGCACCAGCGCCAGUGCCAUCGCUGCCACCAUACUCUCGUUCAUGGCUCAAGGCAGAGGCGCUUACAUCCCACAGCAUGUGUCUUUCUGCACUGUGGACCGAGUGAUGGGAGUGCAUGUGUACCGACCUUUGCGGGAGCUUAUGGCGGAUGAGCUGAUGCAUUACAACAGACUCAUGGACAUAACCUUCGAGGACCCACCACAACAUAACGGUACGGUGAACGGCUGCACACACAACUUCCUGGGGCGCUUGCAGUCAGAGUUUCCGAGCACCGUACCGACGGUGUUCCGCACUGGCGACAAGCUGCUCGCUUACGACAUCAAAGCAUCCACAGCUUCCAGCACAUUGUCCAUCAAUAGCUCCGGUAUACCUUCCAAUGGUGAUGGUGUGGAGCCAGCUGUUGCAGAAGGUGCUGAGCCAGCUGCUGCUGAAGGGAGCGAGCCAGCUGGUACCGAGCCAGCUGCUGCUGAAGUUACCGAGACAGUUGCUACUGAAGGUACCGAGCCAGCUGCUGCUGAAGUUACCGAGACAGUUGCUACUGAAGGUACCGAGCCAGCUGCUGCUGAUGAAGGUGCUGAGUUGUGUGGUUUUUGCUUCUGUACCUUGGAUACCACUCAGCCUGAAGCCUCUGCCUUGUCAGCGACUGUUGUUUCCACACGUUUGUCCAGGGCUCGUGCCUACGGUGAUAUUGACUCGGACAUGCGGGCAGCUUCUACAGAAUUAAGCCUUGAAAACAACGUAAAAUCAAAGCCUUCAGGAACUGUAUCGCUCGAAGACUCUGAUCAAACAUCUGUGUCUGUAGUUGGUCUUGAUUCUGCCUCACAUGAUGGAUAUACUGUCAUCAUCUCUAAAGCAGAUCUGGACUCUGUUUUGUGCUACGGCUGUCGAAUCGCACUGAAUUCUGUGACUGACGCCACGUUGCUGCCAAUUGAUCUACAGAAAAGAGCCACCGCCGCUUCUUCUGUGAGAAGGGCUCAGCGAGGGAUGAAUGUCGACCAGCAUACCUCAGUACACAAUGAGUGAA